AUGGAAGUAGGUUCUGAGACAGGAACACGAGGACUGAGAUCAGAAAUUAAAGAUGGUAAAACUACUGAAUCUAUUCUAGAAGAGGAUGUUGCACCAUAUGAGAAGAGACAUUUGAAGAAGAAUUGGCUGUUGAAUCAAGAAAAGAAUGUGAAGCAUCUGGUAGUUGCAAAAAGUGCAAGCCUCUCCUUUCUUUACCCAUCCCAAUCGUUGUCCAUGUUGAGAG
Ilex paraguariensis (yerba mate) is the source of this 223-nucleotide messenger RNA. NCBI's taxonomy places the organism in Eukaryota, Viridiplantae, Streptophyta, Magnoliopsida, Aquifoliales, Aquifoliaceae. The record is from the annotation of a GenBank genome assembly.